AACAGGCAGCAGCGCCGCAGCCGAGGGACCCCUGGCAGCCCGCCUCGCCCCGCAGCAGCGCGUCCCCAGCGCCGCGUCCUCGCUCGCAGCUCCCACCGGUGGCCAGCGACUCCCUGCCGAGGACCGGCCGCCGGGGGUGCUCGGGGGUGGCCGCCGGAGCGGGGUCGGGAGCCGCGGAGGCGGCGGCGGCUCGCGGAGCAGCCAUGUUGGAGAGGGGAGUAAAGUGACUCUCGGCGGGGAGGGGAAGGGAAGCCGCCGGGGCCCCGCAGCGCCUGGGCGGAGGAAGCGGCUCUCGGGGCGGCGGAGCGAGGGGGCUCGGCUCCCGGAGGCGGCUGCGUCCGGCCGCGCUUAGGAGGGGGAGGAACCGCCCGCUCCCCCACUCCGGACCAGCGGAGACCCGGCGCGGCUGGCUUCCUUAAGCCAGAUUGAUCAUUGAUAGAAUGAAAAAGUUUAAGAGGAGACUUUCCCUAACCUUGCGUGGAAGCCAGACCAUUGAUGAAUCACUGUCUGAGCUGGCAGAACAAAUGACAAUUGAAGAAAACAGCAGCAAAGAUAACGAGCCUAUUGUGAAGAAUGGCAGGCCUCCGACGUCUCACAGUAUGCACUCAUUUCUUCACCAAUACACGGGAUCUUUCAAGAAGCCCCCUUUACGGAGACCACAUAGCGUUAUAGGAGGCAGCCUUGGCUCUUUCAUGGCAAUGCCUAGGAAUGGAAGCAGAUUAGAUAUAGUACAUGAAAAUCUGAAAAUGGGAUCAGAUGGUGAAAGUGACCAAGCUUCUGGAACAUCAUCUGAUGAAGUCCAAUCUCCUACAGGUGUUUGCCUCAGGAACCGGAUACACAGGCGGAUCUCUAUGGAGGAUCUGAACAAGCGCUUGUCACUGCCUGCAGACAUCAGGAUACCUGAUGGAUAUCUAGAAAAGCUGCAGAUAAACAGUCCACCAUUUGAUCAACCGAUGAGUCGACGUUCUCGUAGAGCAUCACUAUCAGAAAUUGGAUUUGGGAAAAUGGAAACUUACAUCAAAUUGGAAAAGCUUGGAGAGGGUACUUAUGCAACAGUAUAUAAGGGAAGAAGUAAAUUGACAGAGAACCUGGUAGCUCUAAAAGAAAUCCGACUGGAACAUGAAGAGGGGGCACCAUGCACAGCCAUAAGAGAAGUGUCAUUAUUAAAAGACCUAAAGCAUGCAAAUAUUGUUACUUUACAUGAUAUUGUUCACACAGAAAAAUCUUUGACUCUCGUCUUUGAGUACCUGGACAAGGACCUAAAGCAGUACAUGGAUGACUGUGGUAACAUCAUGAGUAUGCACAAUGUAAAGCUAUUUUUAUACCAGAUUCUGCGUGGUUUGGCCUAUUGUCAUAGGAGGAAGGUGCUACAUCGAGACCUGAAGCCACAAAAUCUACUCAUUAAUGAGAAAGGAGAACUAAAGCUAGCAGACUUUGGUUUGGCUAGAGCGAAGUCUGUUCCUACAAAGACCUACUCCAAUGAAGUUGUCACAUUAUGGUACAGGCCACCUGAUGUUCUCCUUGGAUCUUCAGAAUAUUCAACUCAAAUUGACAUGUGGGGUGUUGGAUGCAUAUUUUUCGAAAUGGCAUCUGGAAGACCUCUCUUUCCUGGUUCAACUGUUGAAGAUGAACUGCACUUAAUUUUCAGACUUUUGGGAACUCCUUCUCAAGAAACAUGGCCGGGCAUUUCUUCCAAUGAUGAAUUUAGGAACUACAACUUUCCCAAAUACAAACCACAGCCUCUAAUCAACCAUGCACCAAGGCUAGACUCCGAAGGAAUUGAAUUGAUAGCAAAGUUUCUUCAGUAUGAAUCUAAGAAAAGAGUUUCGGCAGAAGAGGCUAUGAAACACGCAUACUUCAGAAGUCUAGGAACAAGGAUACAUGCUUUGCCUGAAAGUGUCUCUAUAUUCAGUCUGAAAGAGAUUCAGUUGCAGAAAGACCCUGGCUUUCGAAAUUCCUCUUACCCCGAGACAGCACAUGGGAAGAACAGAAGGCAGAGCAUGCUUUUUUAAAGGUGGUAAUGCAGUUUCAAGCCCAAGAGUAUCUCAUCAAUCAAGGACUCAGAACUGAAGUUUCUUUCGGUGGACUUGGAAUCUCAGUUUGUCUACACUGUCCUCUUCGCAGUGGAGUCUUUUUAUUUCCAACAUGCAGAUUAUGUUUUUAUAUUUGUUGUCACAGUGUGACAAUUUUUUGUACAGUUGGUUUUAAGGUCUCCUCUGCCAUUAGAGCCAGUAGGUUACAGCUAUUGAUGUAACUGUAGCUGCAAUUUUUGUGCAGAACUGAGAAACACAGUGCAUUAUUUAUUGCGGAAUCAUUGCUGCUAAAUAACUACUGUCUGUAUAGUUAACACAACAGUUGAAUGCCUGAAAAAGCUGCAAUGGCUUUAGAAUAUGUGAAUGCAUCUGUUUCUCUUCAUAAACUGUUUUACUGCUGCAGUUUUGUAUUUUUUAAACUGCAGUGUUUCCUGGAAUGUAAACAUAGCUUUGCUUGACUAUAGGUGAAUCAUCUUUAACGCUCUAAGUUCAUAGCACUUAAUUCCUUAUUUAACAUUGGCAAUACAGUAGACGAAAUAUUAUAAAGCACAUUUUGUUUUAAGAGAGUUGAUUCAAACAAGUGAAUGGUUAUCUAUUAUUUGCUCUCAGAUCUUAUAUCAGUUACAGGUAAAGGAGAUGGGAUGAUAAAUUUUGUCAGGAUUUACUCUGAUUGAAGAUAUUUGCACAUUAUUGUGCAUAUGGUUCCUCCUGAUGCAAUGACUUUUUAACCUGAUUUUUAACCUAGUUAGAAAUAUAAAUAGUAAAAAGAUCAUUCAUGUACAUUAUGCCCUGUUUUUCUUUUGAAACUAUCUUUGUCUUUACAAGAGAACAGGAUGACUAAUUACAAGAGCGUGGGAAUAAUGUCCCAUUUCCCACCCUCUCGUUGCUCCCUCAUUACGACAUUAUUCACUUGAAAUCAACUGGAAAGAUGCAAACACAUACUUGAUAAGAACUCACUAUAUGCUACAGACAUUUGAAAACAUGGGAACUUAGAGGGUUUUUAAGAUCUUAGAUGUUAUCUGUUUACCAGAGAUAGUAAACACGUUACUACUAUGCUUAUGCAUCUCAGUGAGUAUCAUAAGUACACCCUUGGUAAUGGUAACUAUUUUUAAGCAGUUGUGUUCACCUUUAUGAACCUAUUUGUUUAGUGCAUCUUAAAGAGACUGUAAAUCUUUAUUGGUAUAUUUUGAAAUGGUCAUGUAAAUCUUUGGCUGGUAUAUCAUGAAUAUAGUCAUAGAUAACUUAAUUUUUUCCUGACAUUCACUGUAAAACAUUCAGGGGUCCUACCAUUUCGGUUCAGGAAAUCUUGUAGUUUAUUGUUAUUUAACAGUAUUAAGUGAAUUUUUGUAUAUUUCAUUUUAACUUUAUUUGUGAAUAGUGAUUGUGGCAUGUUUGGGAGCGUUUUAUUAAUAUUUCUUGAUACUGGUAAAUUUAAUUGGGAUUUUUUUUUUCUGGAAGAGAAAAACUCAUGUGUAAUGGUGAAUAUUGGACCACUACUGCUUUUCAGCAUUUGUAAACUGGUUUUAUGUUAAAGAAACCCUGUAGGCCUAACAAACUGCUGUUAUUUCUAACUGACAGACCUGUAUUAAUAUUGUACUUUUGAAAGUAUAAAUAUUAUAUGGAA
Messenger RNA from Mauremys reevesii (Reeves's turtle), 3657 nucleotides. It is a transcript of the gene CDK17, whose product is annotated as cyclin dependent kinase 17. NCBI's taxonomy places the organism in Eukaryota, Metazoa, Chordata, Testudines, Geoemydidae. Gene Ontology annotation, molecular function: protein kinase activity; ATP binding. The record is from RefSeq and is a predicted model, not a curated record. Gene Ontology annotation, biological process: protein phosphorylation. Gene Ontology annotation, cellular component: cytoplasm; nucleus. The transcript has 17 exons. Bases 441 to 2012 code for a protein of 523 amino acids.